GUUGAGCAUAUCGGGAUCAAAAAAGAGAUUAGGAAAAGAAGACUUAGAAAAUUAGGAGAGAGCAAUCAAUUCCUAUUACAGGCAUUCCCUUCGAAUAUCGAUCUUUGCGACAACAUAUAUUGUCGCAUAUACUACUAUAAACUUAUCUACCUACCAUACAACCUCGAAUCUUAAGACAACGCGCAUCAAGAUGCAGAUAUCGUCCAUUGUCGCGGUUGCGCUUCUGCCCCUGUUGGCAGUAGCAGAAACCUCUACUACCACAUCGACCAUGACGAUGACCAAGUAUAUCACCAUCUCGAAGGUCUCUACUUCAAGUGUAUACAGCGCAAACUCGACUUCAUUCUACGCGCCCACCGGCACUAUCUCUUCUUCAGGCGUCCUCGCUCCGGUUACGACGACUGGUUCUGAUGGCACACCUACGACUGUUGCGCCUACUGUCAGCCCUACCAUUAACAACAGUGGUGUGGCUCUCGGUUCGGCGCACGUCGCACUCGCUGGGCUUGUUGGUGUAGCUGUCGCAGCGUUGAUGUAAGGUUGCGCCGUUCUGCGCAACUUACAGCCGUUUAAACGGCAAAUAUAGUCGCGAUGAGGAAUUAUACUCGUCGGGCAUAUUAAAUACUUUCUCGAUACGAACAUUACCUACUUCAUUUCUU
Hypoxylon trugodes is the source of this 653-nucleotide messenger RNA. RefSeq lists its product as uncharacterized. The record is from RefSeq and is a predicted model, not a curated record. The transcript has a single exon. NCBI's taxonomy places the organism in Eukaryota, Fungi, Ascomycota, Sordariomycetes, Xylariales, Hypoxylaceae. Bases 191 to 532 code for a protein of 113 amino acids.